UCCUUUUAUUUUUGUCAUGUUGGAGGAAUAGGGCGCGUUUUUGUCUUUGGGUCGUCUCCAUACGUGUGUAGGGUCGGUGGUUGAUACUUGGUUCUCACUGCUCACCACCCCACCGUCCCCCGGCGGCCGGGACCUCUGACGCUGCUGUCAUGGCGCUGGCUGCGGGGGCUGGCGGCAGGAGGAAAGUUUGUUAUUACUAUGACGGUGACAUUGGAAACUACUAUUACGGCCAGGGACAUCCCAUGAAACCACAUCGAAUCCGUAUGACUCAUAAUCUAUUGCUGAAUUAUGGCUUAUACCGAAAGAUGGAAAUUUAUCGGCCACAUAAGGCUAUAACUGAGGAGAUGACAAAGUACCAUAGCGAUGACUACGUCAAAUUUCUGCGGUCAAUACGACCAGAUAACAUGUCGGAGUACAGCAAACAGAUGCAAAGAUUUAAUGUUGGAGAAGAUUGUCCUGUAUUUGACGGAAUGUUUGAAUUUUGUCAGUUAUCAACAGGAGGUUCAGUCGCUGCAGCAGUAAAACUCAAUAGGCAACAGACUGACAUUGCAAUCAACUGGGCUGGAGGCCUUCAUCAUGCCAAGAAAUCUGAGGCAUCAGGUUUUUGUUAUGUCAAUGAUAUUGUUCUCGCCAUCCUUGAAUUGCUGAAAUACCAUCAGAGAGUUUUGUAUAUUGACAUUGAUAUCCACCAUGGAGAUGGUGUGGAAGAGGCCUUUUAUACAACAGACCGUGUAAUGACUGUAUCAUUCCAUAAAUAUGGUGAAUAUUUCCCUGGCACAGGCGAUCUUCGGGACGUAGGGGCAGGGAAAGGUAAAUAUUAUGCUGUUAACUUCCCAUUGCGAGACGGAAUUGAUGAUGAAUCUUAUGAACAGAUAUUCAAGCCAAUUUUGACCAAGGUAAUGGAAAUGUAUCAGCCCAGUGCUAUUGUACUGCAGUGUGGAGCUGAUUCAUUGUCAGGAGACAGACUUGGAUGUUUCAAUCUCACACUAAAGGGUCAUGCUAAAUGUGUGGAAUUCAUAAAGACUUUCAACUUGCCCCUGCUGAUGCUCGGAGGUGGAGGAUAUACAAUCCGCAAUGUUGCUCGCUGUUGGACGUAUGAGACUGCUGUAGCACUGGAUACUGAAAUUCCAAAUGAAUUACCAUACAAUGACUAUUUUGAGUACUUUGGGCCAGACUUCAAACUGCACAUCAGUCCUUCCAAUAUGAUGAACCAGAACACACUGGAAUAUAUGGAAAAAAUUAAACUGCGUUUGUUUGAAAACCUACGCAUGCUACCACAUGCUCCUGGUGUUCAGAUGCAGGCAAUCCCAGAAGAUGCUAUUCAAGAAAAUAGCAGAGAAGAGGAACAGGAAGAUCCUGACAAACGAAUUUCAAUCCGAGCAUCUGAUAAGCGAAUAGCACGUGAUGAGGAAUUUUCAGACUCUGAAGAUGAAGGAGAAGGAGGCAGAAGAAAUAUUACACACCACAAGAAAUGUACAAAGCGAGCCAGAAUUGAAGAAAAGAAAGAACCAGAAGAGAGAAAACUUGAUACCAAAGAGGAAGACAGAUCUAAAGAUAGCAGUACAGACAUAACUGACGAAAAGGGGAUCAAGUCUGAGCAAACCAUCAAAUAGAAUGAGAAAAUGCUGUAAAUAUUCUCCAGGUUAGGUAGCAUCUGUGAAGAAAGAAACAGAGCUAUUACUUCAGAUCAGUGUUCUUUCAUCAGAGCCUAUGAACAUUGGAGCCCGCUUAGUGUAGCAAAUGGAGAUCAUAUCUCAAAGAAACAUUUCUGCUUUUGAAGACUCAAAACUUUUUGUACUUUUUCAAGUGGACCACGUAUUUAUUUCAAAACCGGGCAUUUAUGUUGGUCAGUUUUUUUUUUCUUGACAUUCUGAGAAACAAGUACAAACAGUCCUAAUUAUGAAAUUGAAAGAAAGGUGUAGUUUUGACAAGCAUCCUACCCAUGUUGCAAAUGAUAACAUUUGUAAUUAAUGUUUCAUAACCAAACAAUUUUGCUUUUAAUCGACCUAUUUGUUACUUUGUUGAAAACUCCUUUUACUAUCUUUUACACACAUUUGUAAUUAAAUGGUGUUACAUAACUAAAUAGUGCAGGAGUGUAUGUGAUAUUGAAAGACAUUUACACAAUGGUAAAUAUUAAGUACCACCAUGAUUUCUCUCUUUGCAAUUUAAUGGCAUUUUCAAUACUAGAUUAUUAGGGUUUUUACUUAGUAUAACAAUACAAGAAAAACAUUAUGUUUGUAAGCAUCAAUUUCAAGCUAAAAAGCCAUCUACUUGAUCAACGCAAUGUUUUUAGGUAUUUUAAGGAUUAAAGCGAAAUUCAGAAUUGUGAGUGGAAGGACUGAUGGAACUCUGUUUUGUAUGUUCCUGAAGCGACUAGUGCUGGUACAGAGAAACUGUCAGCUAUCUGUGUGGGCAAAAUCACUUGACAAGAAGAAUAUUAGUUUUCCUGGUCAUUUAUUUUCCAACCAGUUAUUUUGCUGCUAUGAUAUGGGGGGUGGGGGGGAAUGUAAUCUAAGGUUCAAAGCAUUUAAUACCAUUUGAUUGUCCUUUCCUCAUAAUCUAACAUCUCUUGUCACUUAAAUCUUCACUUCCUUUUGGCUCCCCUCUCAGAAUCUCUCAAUAUCAAACUUAAGUGGGUUCCAAGGCCUUUCAGUAUCAUGCCAUUUUACUUUUGGUCUAGUAACAGUGGGCAGAUUUGCACUUCAGUAUAGUUCAAUAAUGUAGUGAUUUUUGUUGUGAAUUAUAUAUGAUCUCAUUUAGCAGUGCCUCAGUGUUUUGCUCUUGAAAAGCUGGAGGCUAGAAUAUGAUCCUUGCUGUUUAUAUGAUGCACAUGCAAAGUUAGUGGAAGUCCAGAAGUUGCUGUCUGAAGUAUCUUGUUCCUCCAGAAAUUGACUCACCAAUCAAAUGCAUUGAUUGCUAUGAACUUACUGACUUGCCUCAGAAAAAGGUUGAUAAUUGUCCACCUGCUGAACCAGGUGUCUUAAUUGCUGUAAAACAAUAUCUUUGGUAUUGCAAAUUACCUUUUACAAGUUUGGAGUCUUAUUUGUUCUGUUAAUGGAGUUUUUAAAAAGGUAAAAAAACUUUUCUGUUUACUUUCCAAUUUUAUUUUUCAUGUCUCUCUCAAUUCAAUCUCAUCUCUUAUGCUUUCUGUACCAAAUUUGUCAUUACAUUAAAUAUUCUAACUGAUAUUAAGCUCAGUUUCUGCACUUCUCAUUAAUCUUCAGUCUAUUUAAGGAAAUGCACAGAGGUCCUGGAUGUCCUGUUGAGACCACAGUGCUUUCAAGAUGGUUUGUUGACAGCAAUAUGCCCUUUAGAAAGUCAAUAGGCAAGUUCAUGGCUAACGAGUGGCAUUGCUGUUUAUUUUAUGUUUAAAAAAAAAUCAAUCUUAUGUUUUUGGAGCCUUUAGAAUUAGUACAGCUGUUGCUAUCAGAAUUAGUACUGUAGAAAUGUUUACAGGUUUGCAUAUUUCUUGCACUAUUUGGGUUUGUUGAAGACUGGUUGGUCCCAUAUUUUUUGCAUUAGAACUUUACUAAAGCAUGAAAAGGUUGCCAGAUAUAAAUCCCAUUGAUAGGAAUGGAAAUUACUACUCCUAUGUUUUUCAGUUUGAUGUUUCAAAAUCAUACUUUUUUUUUACCCCCGACAAAAAAAAUAUGUGAGCAAUUCAUCCUGAGCGAAGAAGUAAAGAACAUUUGUUUGCAUGUUUGUUUUUUUUUUAAAUUGUACCUGCAAAAUUUUUUUGUCUGAAAUGUCCUGUUCCUCCAGAAAUCGACUCACUUAGCAAACAACUGAAGCUCCUAUAUUUAAUUAAUAUUGGAACAUAUUUGAAAAUGAUCUUAAAUAUUAAAAAUGCAGAGGUAUGUUGUAAAGAUUGAGGUGUAUUUUCAUGGUAAGAUAGGAAAUGUACAUUUCUAAUAUCUGGCAUAAUGCAGUGCUCCACUAAUAAUGUUUUUUUUCAAGUAGUCUCAUCAAGUGCAGAUGAAACACGACCAGGGUCUCAGGUUCAAGUACAGAUUAUCCAAAUGGGAAUUUAGUAUUAAGAUUCCUACUACCUAAAAUCUCGAUCUUAACAAUAAUUCUGUAUGCUUCAGAAUUCUAAAUAUCAUCUCUGCUGUUAUUAAAAAUGGUUGGGAUAAACAAAAUUCAUUUAGCAUUCCAGUUGUGUUGCAUGUGCCAACACUGCAAAGAUCUAUAGCCCCUUGAGGAUAUAGAAUGUGAUUACCAGAGAACAAGGAGCACAAGCAGUGUGGGUCAUUAAUAUUGUAGUGACUAGACGGAAUGCCUUCAGUAUAUUCUCAUUAUAUCUACAUUAUACUGUGAAAAUACCUCACUGUACACAGACAUAAGAAAUAAAAUUCACUUUUUCUCUUGCUGGUUCCAAUUAAAGUGAUUGAUUUCUGACCCACGUCUUUCAAAUGACUUAUACUUCAGUGAAGAGGCCAUUUGGUUUUGUGUUAAGGAAUAUCCACAGCGUGCAAAAUUGAAUAGUGCAACAGAAAUUUAUGUUCAACAAAAAAGCUUUUGAAACAACCUUCAGUGACUAAGUGAU
Pristis pectinata (smalltooth sawfish) is the source of this 4546-nucleotide messenger RNA. RefSeq names its product histone deacetylase 2-like. Bases 150 to 1613 code for a protein of 487 amino acids. The record is from RefSeq and is a predicted model, not a curated record. Gene Ontology annotation, molecular function: histone deacetylase activity. The transcript has 14 exons. NCBI's taxonomy places the organism in Eukaryota, Metazoa, Chordata, Chondrichthyes, Rhinopristiformes, Pristidae.